Molecule: messenger RNA, 1989 nt
Organism: Diospyros lotus (date-plum)
Lineage: Eukaryota; Viridiplantae; Streptophyta; Magnoliopsida; Ericales; Ebenaceae
Product: purple acid phosphatase-like
Exons: 8
Coding region: 409-1806 (465 amino acids)
Molecular function (GO): metal ion binding; acid phosphatase activity; protein binding
Source: RefSeq, a predicted model, not a curated record
UUGUCCAUCGUUUUCUUCGUGGUCAAAAGAUGCGAGCUUCUUCUGCAGCUUUUUCCCAUUGCACAAUCUCCCGAAUCUACCAGCUUCGCUUAGCAAUGCGAAAUCUUGGCUUUUAUUGGGAAAUAAUUUUCAAACCCAUUGUAUAAUCUCAAACCUUCAACUUGUCGGAACCGCAGAGCCCCAUUCCUGCAUGUGACCUCUGAGUCAAUUCGUUGACUCUUCUCGUGUAUAGUCGUACCAGUUUGUGGAUAUUCCCCGUAUAUUUAGCCCAAUUUUUCUAAUUGUAUCUCCACAGAUGAUCUGUACAUGUGUGUAUGCGUAAAGAAUAUAUAUGCGAGUGAUUAGUGAAGGAGAUUGGAUUUCAGUAGGCUAGGCCGAGCCUGGCGGGUGGCAAACGAGAUCGUCGAGAUGGGUUUUUCUGGGUUUCACGUUCUUGUUUUGCUCGCUUUGUUGCUGAAUGCAGCGGUUCUCUGUAAUGGCGGAACCACGAGUGCCUUCGUGAGGCAAACGGAGAAAACCAUCGAUAUGCCUCUUGACAGCGACGUCUUCCGCGUGCCUCACGGCUACAACGCUCCCCAGCAGGUUCAUAUAACACAAGGAGACCACGAGGGGAAGGGGGUGAUAGUUUCAUGGGUGACCGUGGAUGAACCUGGUUCAAAUUUAGUCCAUUAUUGGUGUGAAAAUUGCAAGGGGAAAAGCGAGGCCAAGGGCUCUGUUGUUACCUACAAAUUCUCCAACUAUACUUCGGGUUACAUUCAUCACUGCACUAUCAAGAAAUUGAAGUUCAACACUAAAUAUUAUUAUGAAGUUGGGAUUGGACACACCACAAGAACUUUCUGGUUCACGACUCCCCCUGAGGUUGGCCCGGAUGUUCCAUAUACAUUUGGCCUCAUAGGGGAUCUUGGUCAGAGCUAUGACUCAAACAUUACUCUCACUCACUAUGAGUUGAACCCAACGAGAGGCCACACAGUGCUCUUCGUGGGGGAUCUUUCUUAUGCGGAUAACUAUCCGGCCCAUGAUAAUGUAAGGUGGGAUACAUGGGGAAGAUUUAUUGAGAGAAGUGCAGCCUAUCAACCUUGGAUAUGGACGGCAGGAAAUCAUGAGAUUGAUUUUGCCCCUGAACUUGGCGAGACAAAACCCUUUAAGCCUUAUACUCAUCGUUACCCUGUCCCGUAUAAGGCAUCACAAAGCACUGAGCCCUUUUGGUACUCAAUCAAGAGAGGCCCAACAUACAUCAUCGUCCUGGCUUCAUAUUCGGCAUACGGAAAAUACACGCCCCAGUACAGAUGGCUUGAGGAAGAGCUACCAAAAGUAAACAGGAGCGAGACCCCAUGGUUGAUUGUUCUUAUGCAUUCCCCAUGGUAUAAUAGCUACAACUACCACUACAUGGAAGGGGAAACUAUGAGAGUGAUGUAUGAGGGUUGGUUUGUGAAGUACAAGGUUGAUGUCGUGUUUGCCGGUCAUGUUCAUGCCUAUGAACGUUCGGAGCGUGUAUCCAAUAUUGCCUACAACGUUGUAAAUGGCAUCUGCUCUCCUGUAAAAGACCAAUUUGCCCCUGUGUACAUAACCAUCGGCGAUGGUGGUAAUCUGGAAGGCUUAGCCACCAACAUGACAGAGCCACAGCCAGGGUACUCGGCUUUUCGCGAGGCCAGCUUUGGCCAUGCCAUUUUCGAUAUUAAGAACCGGACCCAUGCUUACUAUGGUUGGCACCGCAACCAAGAUGGGUAUGCUGUGGAAGCUGAUUCUUUGUGGUUUUCCAACAGAUAUUGGCACCCAGUUGAUGAUUCUAAAAGCAUGCAAUGCUGAUGACACCAAGUCCUGGAAACAACAAGAAGAGAAGAAGAACAGAGCAAAACACAUAAAAAAACAAAUAAGAGGGAAAGAAAGAGACGAGUUAGAUGAUCUGAUGUUGCCUGUUGCUGUGGACCCCACCCUGUAAUAGAUUUCUAUUGAAAGUGAAUAAAGAUGCAAAAACUCUUCGUUCUUGUC